UGCGGUGAAACAGCAGAGAAGUAGGAAAACACCGCACAAACAUGGAUUAAUUUAAAUGACACAAAGUCGGAGGAGACGCCAGCAUCGUACUCGGUGGCUUCACGGGGACAAAUACACACGCCGGGAACAGAGGUUUAGCGGUGUUUAACGUCGGGUUGUCCGUCGGGCAGCGUUGUUUUUUUUGCGGAGCAGUCGUGUUUAUGUCUUCUGGCUAGCUUAAGCCAGCGUAGCGUUAGCUGGUACACGCAGAGAAAUAGGCUUCUCUCACCGGUAAAAUAUGACUUGUAGUCGCCGUUAUUCUUAUUAUAUCUCUCAAUCGUACAGGAGGAACAGCUCUGUGUGUGUAUGUGAUUGUAACUGAAAGGCGUUCGGAGUUUGUUUUGGGACAGGACUGCAUUGGAAAGGUAUGUUCCUCAUUGUCAACACAAGUAGAAAAACUGAAGGAACAGUCGUCGUUUCCUGAAAAAAAAAAAAGAAAGAAAUCACUCUUGAACACCUCAGCAAUUGAACAACAUGGAUGUGAUCUGGACUUCAGUCAUCACACAGAAAACACAGCAGAGACUUUGUAAAUAACGCUUCCCUCAGUCAGCUGGUUGACUCCACUACGUUUUCCUCCUCCUGCUGACCGGGCACUUGACAAACAGUAUCCUGUAAUUUGGCUGAAGUGGAGGAAGUCUUCCUCGUUUUAUUUUUGUUUCUGCACAGCUCGUUUUUGCUUAGACUGAGCUCCUCAUUUCAACAGUGAAGGAUGAAUGGCCUGUCAUUCAGUGAGCUUUGCUGCCUGUUCUGCUGCCCGCCCUGUCCCAGCCGCAUCGCAGCCAAGCUCGCCUUCCUGCCCCCUGAGCCCACUUACACCUUUCUUCCAGACCCGGAGGCAGGCCCGGGUGCAACGGGGACAACAGGGACGUCGAGUCUGCGGACACGGAGCGGAGCAUCAGUUGCUGGAAGCGGCGGGGCCGCGGCUGUGGACGGAAGAUGGAAACUUCACCUCACAGAGCGAGCAGAGUUUCAGUACUCGCAGAGGGAGCUGGAUAUGACAGAGGUGUUCCUCACUCGAUCCAGCCGAGGGAACCGAGUCGGCUGUAUGUACAUUCGCUGUGUUCCCAAUGCGAGAUUUACAGUGCUUUUCUCCCAUGGUAACGCAGUAGACCUGGGCCAGAUGAGCAGCUUCUACAUCGGCCUUGGCACCCGCAUCAAUUGCAACAUCUUUUCCUAUGACUACUCAGGCUACGGUGUCAGCACUGGCAAGCCCUCUGAAAAGAACCUCUAUGCAGACAUAGAUGCUGCCUGGCAUGCCCUGCGAACACGAUAUGGCAUCAGCCCAGAGAAUAUCAUCUUGUAUGGACAAAGCAUUGGUACAGUUCCCACUGUAGACCUGGGGUCACGGUAUGAGUGUGCUGCCGUUGUUCUUCAUUCACCUCUAACAUCUGGCAUGAGAGUGGCCUUUCCAGACACAAAGAAAACCUACUGCUUUGACGCUUUCCCCAACAUCGAGAAAGUGUCCAAAAUCACAUCUCCAGUGCUCAUCAUCCACGGGACAGAGGACGAGGUGAUCGACUUCUCCCACGGCCUGGCUCUGUUCGAGCGCUGCCCCAAGGCCGUGGAGCCUCUGUGGGUGGAGGGAGCGGGACACAACGACAUUGAAUUGUACAGCCAGUAUCUGGAGCGUCUACGCCGCUUCAUAGGACAGGAGCUGACGGUACAACACGCCUGACCAUCCACACCACAAUCAACAUCAUCAUCACCAUUUUUCCUGGUCCACUUAAAGCCUCACCUCUCUGUGUCCAAGACGGAAAUGUAUUCAAGAGUCAUGUAAACCGUCCCUCAGCUUACUCUGGCACCUAGGGGUGUAACGUUUCACAUACUGUAGUUCUCUGUUUUCGAGGCGCAGUAUGCUUUUAACGGACCGUGGACACAGAGGAAAGGAUUAGUUUGCUCAUAGACAUCUGAAAAGUGUGAAAGACUUAAAUUGCAUUUAGACUUUUUUCUUUAACAGUACAGCUGCCAUGUGUUAGGAGGCAGCAGAUAUAAUCCUAUACUGUGCAAUAACUAUGGACAGUGUAACAGGAAAAGGACUUUUGUUGACAUUAAAUGAGUUAACAGAACAACAAACUGAUAAACAGUCAUGUAGGUCAAUUCCAUUGUGGUCCACAUGGAAAGCUUGUGUCAGUUUUCCAGCCUAUUCGUACAGUUUGUGUGUAAUUUGAAUUUCUCCAAAUGGAUAGUGGUGAAGCAUGUCGGACUCUCCGCGCUCUGACGUGCUGAGGGGAAUAAUUUGGUUUUCUAAUCACCUCUUGAAACAGCAAACAGAUUUGUAACCAACAUUGACCCAGCAGUUUUGAUUAGUAACACAGGUUGUUGGUGGUGUUUUGUUGGACUGCAUUACCUUGAAAGGUGUUUCUAAUAUCCUGUCACGUGUGUAGACUUUUGGGGGUCGACAAAACUGGUGACUUGUCUAUAUUCCUGGGAAAAAUGAAAAUGAUACACAGAGAUUAGUUUGUUGUUUUCACCGUACUCAACAUUUUACUCAGGUAACCCUCUUUUAGUCAUUAGGCUCUGUGUUUCACAUUUGUGUGUGUCCUUUUUGUGUUUGUUUUAUUUACAGUAACCUAAAUCUCCUGAGAUCAUUUGAGCAAAGAUUUCUGAAAUCAUUCAUCCAAUGUGAGGUCUUUUUUUUUUGUAAAGCUUUGAAUUUUAACCAUGUAAUGAACCAAACUAUGAUCCCAAAACCGAGGUACAGGCCAAAUCUUGAGCUUGGUGAGAGCCAUUAACAAACUUAACUUUCGUCUUUCUUGCUUCAGUCGAUUCUCCACACUAUCUUCAGUCUCUUCUGAAACACAUUUGUGUCCCAGUGAUGGAGAGAGGUUGGUCGUGUUAAAGGACGACUGACACUCAAGAGCCUCAGAACGAAAAUACCUCCAGCUCCUUUGUUUAGUGUAAUGUCUGAGAGCCUUUUAGCCCUGUCCUUUUUGUUUUAGUUGUGUUUAUGUCUCACACCAGUAGGUCACCUAAGUUCCCGUUUCCUUCAGUGUCUGGAACAGAGAAGCAACACUAAAAUUAAACAGGCAACGGUUUUCUAUCUCCAGCCUGUUUUCAUCUUUUUUUUUUUUUUUUUUUUUUUUAAAUCUGUCUGACAGCCAUCUUACUCAUUUGCGCUCCAUCUUGAGGAGCAUAUUUGUCAAGUCAGAGAAGUAUGUGGAAACUUAACUUUGGAAUCAAGUAUUUUAUGACCGUCGCCAUUGUCUAAUUUUAAUCAUUGAUGGGCUUCACACAUUGAGUCAUAAAAAUCAUUCCUGCCCUUCUGCAGAUAAACACGCAAACACGUUUUAUCACAAUACAGCAAUAUAGUUUAUUAGUUGUUGUCCAGCUUCAACAUUAGCAAAGAGUUCAAUGAGAAGCUCUUCUAAGGACAUUAAACUUUAGCAUUAGAAACAGGUGAACAAUGUUUGGCACUUUUUUCUAUGUCUAACAUGACAUGAUUGCUUUUCCAACACUAUUCUACAUUAUAAUGUCAGGUAAAACUAUACAGCAAAUAGAGUGUGUGAAAGUGUAGAACAUCUCUUUCCUCUCGGGUUUACAGUCAACCUUUUUGUAAAACUAUUGACUUUUGCCACACAGAACUAGAGUACAAGAGUGGUACAGUACCUUUUGUAGCUGCUGGUGUGAUUUUUGUAACCACAGAAAACUGUCUCAUUUUUUUUGUUUCCCUUGUGGUUCAUUGUUCUUUGUGCGCUGAUUAUUUGGGGAAAUAUCACUAAUUGAUUGUCCCAUUUUGCUGCAGAUGCUAUCUUUUCUUUUUUCUGUGACAUCGUUGUGAUUGUAUACAAAGAACUGGUACAGGGUUAUGUCAGCUGCCCAGCCCCUCCCCGCUGAUGUCAUUUAGGGUUGACUCAUUAGAUAAACCAUAAUCUUUCAGACUCGCUGUACCCCAUCACUGUCCCACUAACCGUCUGUUUUACAGCCAGACAAGAGGUGCAGUCUGAAGUAUUCACCUGCAACGUGCAACUCUGAGUGGUGCUAAGCCACAGAGGUUUAAAGCCAUUACAAAAAUGUGUGUAUCCAAGGGUUAAAGGGUUUUUAACCUAACUGAAUUAACAUAUUUGAACCUUACACAUUGAGCGAGUUGCAUCGUUAAACUUCGUAUUUGAAAGCUGAGAUUAUAACUGUUCAAUUUGAUUGUUUUCAAAGGCAAGUCAGGGUUUCCAGGCUUUUCUUGUUGAUGAAUGAACCAAAGUCUAACAUUUUUUGUGUGUUUACCCAGUGUACCUGCUGUGUAUGUUUGUAUCUUUGUAACCAAAGACAGAGGAAAUGUUCAAAUUUAAGCUCUUCUAUUAACUUUUUAUUUAUAUCUAUGCUUGAUCUGAUCUUUUUCCACUAUACUUUUGGAUACAAAUGAAAUGCAAGUUUGUCAUAUUGCUAAAUAAUUAUGUUUUAUCAUAUCAUGUCUGGUUUCAAAUGCAAGAAGAGAGUUUAAAUAGCAUAAAUUAACCAACUUGUGGGUGUUUGUUUCAUUGUUUUGGGGUUGUUGUUGUUGUUUUUUUUCAAGCUGUUCAUAAUUUAUCAUUUGUGGAGGAGUACAACUAAGCAAUACAGUGUGUUGGGAUAUGUU
Toxotes jaculatrix (banded archerfish) is the source of this 4609-nucleotide messenger RNA. It is a transcript of the gene abhd17ab, whose product is annotated as abhydrolase domain containing 17A, depalmitoylase b. Gene Ontology annotation, cellular component: plasma membrane; endosome membrane. The transcript has 5 exons. The coding region runs from base 749 to 1714 and encodes 321 amino acids. The record is from RefSeq and is a predicted model, not a curated record. NCBI's taxonomy places the organism in Eukaryota, Metazoa, Chordata, Actinopteri, Toxotidae. Gene Ontology annotation, molecular function: palmitoyl-(protein) hydrolase activity. Gene Ontology annotation, biological process: protein depalmitoylation.